Messenger RNA from Rhizophagus irregularis DAOM 181602=DAOM 197198, 996 nucleotides. The record is from RefSeq and is a predicted model, not a curated record. Lineage: Eukaryota; Fungi; Glomeromycota; Glomeromycetes; Glomerales; Glomeraceae.
AUGUUAAAGAACACUCUAACUUAUUUCGUAUUAUUAUUCAAUUUAAUUCAAUGCUUAUUAACUGAAAUAAAUGGUGUAUCACCCAUCCUAGCCUUCAAACCAACACUACGACAUCUUCAUGCCGCUACAGUCAUUGACGAUAAAUUAUAUAUUUUAAGCGGAAUGGAUGACACUAUUGGUGGGAUUGUUGGCGGAACCCAAUUUUUUUAUCUCAACGUAUCAGCUCCAUUUAAUACUAAAAUGCCAUUAUAUUGGCAUGACCUAACAAGUAAAAAUAUCGUUCCACCGCAAAUCGGUGUCACAGCCGUUAAAGGUGGUGCUGAUAAUAAUACGUUAAUUUUGUACGGAGGAAGAAAUUUGACAAGCAUUGAAAGCAAAGCUUUGGUUUAUGCGUAUGAUACCCAGGGUAACGCGUGGCAUAUCCCAACAAUUUCUGGAGAAAAUUAUAUUAAGAGGAGAAGUUUAACAGCAGUCGUCGAUUAUCAAGGAAAAGUAUAUUUAUUUGGUGGAAAGUUAUUGGAAUUUGACUCUUUUGUAAAUGAUAUGAUUACUUUAGAUACAAUAAAUUUUCGUUGGGGAAAAGGUAGUUCAACAAACGCACCAACAUCAAGAAUUAAUUAUGGUGCAACAUUAUUACCCAAUCAAAACAUUAUUUAUAUAGGUGGUGGAAAUAGCCUUAAUGAAAGUUUACCAUUAGAUGAGGUCUUUAUAUACGAUACUAACAAUAAUAAUUGGAGCACAAAAAAAACUUCAGGGUUAAUACCUUCUAAUAGAUAUGGUUUAACUGCUGUUCUUGGAUUGGACGGAGAACAAGUUAUAGUUUAUGGAGGGUUAGGAAAUAAAAAUAUUAUUAUCAAUCCCGAAGAAUCACUUUAUACUUUAAAUAUCAACACUUUUGAAUGGAGUAUUCCAAAAAUUACUGGAAACAUUCCAAGCUGUAGAUAUAUGCAUAGAGCAAAUGUGAUUGGAAAUUAUAUGGAGUCGGUUAUAACAUAA